AGGACAGUAUAAUCUAACGUUUUGUUAAUUGGAACAAUGGUUGAAACAUUGAUGAUUGGAAAGUUCACCAAAAUUGUGAAAUUCAAAUAAGAGGAAUUAGAAAUUAAAACAAUAAUGAUUAAAAGAAAACACCUGACACUCGGGUGUUUAACGUAAUUUGUAAAAAAAAACGACUGUGUGUUAUAAUUAUUAGAUUGCGUGUGGAGAUGAGUUGAGGAUUCUGAAUAUGUCAGAUAGCAAUACAUUAUACGAAUAUGUAAAGGUAACAAAACUGACCGAUGAUUUCCGGCGUCUACAAGACACGCCAGAUGCAAUAGAAGCAAGCGCGGACAAUUAUUGUCCAGUGUGCCUCGAAGAGUUCGUUGAUGCGCGGUCCCUACCUUGUGGUCACGUGUUCUGUAGGGCAUGCCUUCAGUAUACGAUCGAUAGACAGCCCCUCAUACCGGAGCCAAACAGGGGCUUUGACUGUGUGCAGUGUGGAUAUUUCAUCAAGGUUCCCAACUACUCAAUACCACGUGACAAAUGGUCGGAAGAAAUAACGGUCAAUUACAUGUUUCCACAGCAUGUAACACAUGGCGAUGUCCACGAAAAUCAGGAGGAGCCGGAAACUGAAGAGCCGCAAAAGUCGAAGUCUGAGAACGACAAGGACAAGUGGUAUAUAGAUUGGGAAAUAUCUGCAUAUUCAAGAUCCUAUUUACAAGAUAGAGGUCUCAACCCCUUCAAAAGGACAAGAAAUGUAUACGUUUUCGUUGAAGAUCAAGAAGACUAUGUAAGAAACACGUUUGAAACGGAUGAUGAAGCAACGAUAGAACAUGAUGUUGCUGAUAUUGUGGAAAAUGCACGAAACACUAAAGGAAUACAAAAAGAAAUUCGUAGAGAAGUCAAACUCAGAAGUAAAAUGGAACAUCAUCACGAUGGAAGCAGAAUCACUGCAAUUACAUUUUACCAGGAUAAUUUCAUUGUCAACGAUUCAGGUUUACAAGAGGUCCAAAUCUACAAUGCUGCAAUGACACUGGAAACAAUUAUCAAAGAAGAAGAUGUGUUUGAUGUAGCUGUGUCAGGAGGGAUUCUCUUUAUGUCUAUACCUGAUAAGAAAACUGUUAAAACUUACGAUUUCAUUCGGCGGAAGAGAAACGAAAUAAUUUACCUGACAAAUGCAUGUUUUGGAAUGUAUACGUUUGAAAAGACUGCCGCUAUAUUGUUAGCUGAAAAGGAGAAAGAUACUUUUCAGAUCGCUUUUCUGACAAGCAUUGGAAUUGUCGGGGGAAAGACGAAGCUUGACCGAGGACUUAAGCUGUUGAAAAAACCUAGACAUUUAGCGGUUUGUCACCUAACUCGACUAGCUUAUGUUAGCGAUACAGAGGCAGGUUUGGUGAAAUGCUUUCGACUGGACGGCCAACUAUGUUGGGAGAGCAUUAUUAUUGGUGCUGGUCAUUUGACAUUGUAUAACGGAUAUUUGUUAAUUUCUAGAGAAUUCACAAGUUCUAUUGAUGUUAUAGCCGGCGGUGGAAAAUUUGAAGGUCGUCUUCAGUCGGUAGAAUAUGAUGUGGUUGAACCUCAGUGUAUUGCUGUCAAGCAAGAUGAUUCGAUAUUCCUACUUGUUGACCGUUAUCAACUUAUACAUAAAUAUCGUAUUUGGAAAGGGUCCAGGAAAAAGAAAUCGAAAACGUGCACUUUGUUUUGACUGAUUUCGAUAAGUCAUGUACUGUUCUAGAUAAGUUUAUUGUAACUUAUUUAUUUUUCAAAGAUUGUUAAGUUUUUCGACAUUAAAUCAAUAGCUCCCGUUUAGCGAAAAUGUGUUUUUGCAGUUAAAAUGGUCGCCAAAAGGCCUCAGUUA
Molecule: messenger RNA, 1837 nt
Organism: Mya arenaria
Lineage: Eukaryota; Metazoa; Mollusca; Bivalvia; Myida; Myidae
Exons: 4
Coding region: 227-1684 (485 amino acids)
Source: RefSeq, a predicted model, not a curated record